AUGAUUCCACCUCGCCUGGCUCACCAACUCCAAAGCUUGAUCACUCGCAAGUUAUUAGAAUCCACUGUGUUCAAUGAAUUCGUUGCCAGGACUGAUGGCGCCUUUCACUCGAUAAGGCUCGGGUUGAAAGAAGGGUGGCAGGAAGGAGAUAAAAAUUCGUCGAACGAUGGCAAAUCAUCCAAUGAUGAUCAAGAAGAGCCGAAACCUAACAAAACCACGCAUGGAUCAAAAUCUAGCUCAACAGACCACGGGAGACCAUUUCAUUCGACUGAGGAGCCACAAGAACCGCCAAAGAGAACAGAUCAGGACAAACAAAGGCUCGACACCGAACAGAAGCUCCACAAAUUACUGGACAAGCUUCGUCGCCAGCAACCUAAAUCUUAG
This is a messenger RNA of Puccinia triticina, 384 nucleotides long. RefSeq lists its product as uncharacterized. The transcript has 3 exons. Lineage: Eukaryota; Fungi; Basidiomycota; Pucciniomycetes; Pucciniales; Pucciniaceae. The coding region runs from base 1 to 384 and encodes 127 amino acids. The record is from RefSeq and is a predicted model, not a curated record.